Molecule: messenger RNA, 948 nt
Organism: Dictyostelium purpureum
Lineage: Eukaryota; Evosea; Eumycetozoa; Dictyosteliales; Dictyosteliaceae
Exons: 2
Coding region: 1-948 (315 amino acids)
Molecular function (GO): zinc ion binding
Source: RefSeq, a predicted model, not a curated record
AUGUCAAAUAAUCAACAAUAUGAUACCAAAUGUUUAGUUCAUCCCCACCAAGAUAUUAUUUUAAUAUGCUCAACUUGUCCAAACAACAUUCCUGUAUGUACUGAUUGUAUUACUGGUAUUCACAUUGGUCAUAUAUUUAUAAGUAUUGAAGAUGGUAAUAUUAGAGAUCAUAUACAACAAGAGUUUAAAAAUCAAACAAUACCAAAACUAAACAACUAUUUGGAAAAUAAUAAAUUAAUAUUGGGUGAAUCAAACAGACAUUUUAAACAAAUUCAUGAAAACCAUACAAUUAAUUUAGAUAAAACCAUUAAAAUAUUUAAAGAAUUAAAAGAUAUUAUCAAUGCAAAAGAAAAUGAUAUCAAAAGAUUAUUAAUAACUAAAUUGGACGAAAAUAUAGAUGUAAAUAAUAUAAUAACAACAACAAUAGAAAACAAUAAUAAUAUAAUUAAUAAAGCUAUUAAAAAUAAUAAUAAUAAUAAUAGUAUUAAUAAAAAUGAAUUUAUUGAACUUUUAAAACACAAUCAUCAAUGUAACAAUAUUUUAUCAAAUAUCUGCAAAAUUAAUUACCUAUCAGAAUAUAAAAAUACUCAAUUGAUAAUUAAAGAAAAUCUCGAAUCGAUCAAAGAUCUAACUUACAAUUAUUUAGAAGUACUUGAUGAUAUUCCUUUUUUAAAAAAAGAUUUAAAAACUCUAGAAUACGGGUGUGAUGUUAGAAAUAUAAAAAUCAGAUACCCUACUAUUGGAACAAUCAAACAUUUACCCGAAACUAUUCCAACAACAGUUACACAUUUAUUAUUACUAGAUGGCUUUAAUCAAACACUUAAUUUUAUUCCACCCACCGUAGAAUCAUUGCAUCUAGAAAACAUCAAGUAUCAACUAAAACCUGAUUCAAUUCCUGCAACAAUUACAGAAUUAUCUUUACUAGAUGGAUUUGAUCAAUCACAAUAA